GGGAAAAGUUCCAAGACGCUUGUUUAUUUCAGAAUUGCAAGCAUACGGACGGCCAGGACGUGGAAAAUCAUGCCCGAGUACAUGUUGUGCAGGAUCUGUUUGACAGAGGACAUCAACUCGGAGGCGAUGGCGCCCCUGUUCGAUGACAGCGACGCCCAGUGCCGGGAGCUGGUGCGCAAGAUUGAGGAAGUGGGCAGCAUUAAGCUGGUGCCACUGCAGAACAUCCCGAGCAUGCUGUGCUUCAACUGCGUAGAGCGGCUGACCAGUGCCCACAAGUUCCGGGAGCUUUGCCAGGAGAGCGAGCGAACAUUUGCCACCAAUGUAGUCAAGGCCGAGAUGAAGUCGGAGCCAACGGACGAGGUUCCUCACAUAGUGGCGGACCACAUCGAGUACAUCUACGAAUCAGCCAACGACUUCAUCGAUGGUGUCGAGGAAGACAUCGAAAUGGAUAACAUAAUGGAGGAGCGCCUGGAUGAUGGGGUUGCGGAAACGACUCAGGCCUACGAGAUCAGUACUGUGGUGGACGACCUGGACGAGAAUGACCUGCUGGUGCCGAAUAGCACCGAUAGCGAUUACCAGCCCAGCGAACGCUGCCGCAAAACUAAGGUGCGAAAGACACGGAUGACUAGACGAGGACGUGGCCGUCCCCGUGGUGCUAGCUCCAGACACUCACGCAGUUUUAGCGAGGAGCGAGCGCCAGUUCAAUCUAGCUGCAAAUCCUCUCCCGAGGAGUCCUCCACAAACAUUAUGUGCGAGAUCUGCGGUAAUAUCUACUCCAAGCGAGCUGCUCUCAACAUUCAUAUGCGUCGUCAUAUGGCCGAAAAACCAUUUGAAUGCGAAAUAUGCGGUAAAACCUUUGCGGGUCCAUCCGAGCUAAAUCGCCAUAUCCGAGUGCACACGGGCGAGAAACCGUUCAUGUGUAAAUACUGCAACCGCUCGUUUGCAGAUCGCAGCUCCAAUAUUCGGCAUGAAAGAACCCACACAAACGAGCGACCUUUUACUUGCUCCACCUGCGGCAAGGCCUUCUCCUACUCCAACGUGCUAAAAAACCACAUGCUCACCCACACGGGCGAGAAGCCUUUUCUUUGUCGACCGUGCAAUAAGACCUUUUCCCGCAAGCACCAGUUGGAGCAGCAUAUCGGCACGAUGACCCACCAACAGACUGUAAGGAACCACCAGAAUAACGAACCGAUGCGGCACUCAGAGAUCUAUUAGUCUCAACUCAUGCAAUACAAUUUUUGGUAGAUAAUUCUUUAAUUUAAAUUAAAAUAUAUGUAUAUUGUAAAAUAAAAAGAGUACAAAUGGUCCGACCGGAUGUGUGACAUUA
Molecule: messenger RNA, 1327 nt
Organism: Drosophila teissieri
Lineage: Eukaryota; Metazoa; Arthropoda; Insecta; Diptera; Drosophilidae
Product: transcription factor Ouib
Exons: 6
Coding region: 70-1215 (381 amino acids)
Biological process (GO): regulation of transcription by RNA polymerase II
Cellular component (GO): nucleus
Molecular function (GO): zinc ion binding; DNA-binding transcription factor activity; RNA polymerase II cis-regulatory region sequence-specific DNA binding
Source: RefSeq, a predicted model, not a curated record